Dermacentor silvarum is the source of this 1741-nucleotide messenger RNA. RefSeq names its product adenosine 3'-phospho 5'-phosphosulfate transporter 2-like (gene Papst2). Gene Ontology annotation, molecular function: 3'-phosphoadenosine 5'-phosphosulfate transmembrane transporter activity. The coding region runs from base 466 to 1500 and encodes 344 amino acids. Gene Ontology annotation, cellular component: endoplasmic reticulum membrane; Golgi membrane. The record is from RefSeq and is a predicted model, not a curated record. NCBI's taxonomy places the organism in Eukaryota, Metazoa, Arthropoda, Arachnida, Ixodida, Ixodidae. Gene Ontology annotation, biological process: transmembrane transport. The transcript is spliced from 8 exons.
ACGAUGUGUGUAUGUGCGAUAUCACACAGUUUCAUAAUUCUGGAUAUCGUUCUCCGGUGUACUUUAUAUUUUUAUUCGCUCAUGGUUAUGGGCUAACUGACGGCGGUUAGGGAAAUAAGUGGCGCCACAUCACAUGGUAAAGAUCAACGCUACAAAACCUCGUAUUUGAUCACUUGAUAACAAUUGUUUGUUUGCUCUCUGCUUAAUUAUGGCUCAUACCCAUUAGGAUUGCCCAAGAUUCGGAUGGAAGUAUUAAAUGAAUACGAUUAGUAAUGCCAAGAAAACAACUGAAAUAAUGCCAUACGUUAGAGGCAAUUAACAACUAAAAUAAUUGCAUAUGUAGCAGCUGUGUUUCAGUACCCGUCAUGUUGUGAGCGCAAGAUUUAAGUAGCGUCAGCGCCAGUCUCCUGUGAGCAAAGACUGCCGUCACGGCUCCGAAACCGCGCGCCACGGACGCAUUAGAAAAUGGCGCCCGUUGCUACCACAGAGCGUACGUGCAACGUGAAGUUUCCCCGUAAGCAUGUCAUACUGUGCUGCCUAGGCUUGGACUCAUUUUCCAAAUGCACACAGUUUGUCAUUUGCGCGGCUGGCAUCAUGACCGUAUUCUUGGGUUACGGAUACACGCAGGAACUCAUGUUUCACGUCGAAGGAUUCAAGCCGUACGGCUUCUACCUGACGUUUGUCCAGUUCGUGCUGUACAGCAUCUUUUCGUUCGUCGAGCGGAAAAUACGGAAGGAGAGCGGCCGCACAGCGCCCCUACAAACUCACCUAUUACUAUCUGUGCUGACGGUGGGCACCAUCGGCCUCUCUAAUGCAGCCCUGGGUUAUCUAAACUACCCGACCCAGGUUCUAUUUAAGUGCUGCAAACUAAUCCCGGUGCUCCUGGGUGGCGUACUCAUCCAAGGAAAGCAGUACAAAAGUCUUGACCUGCUAGCUGCUUUGCUUAUGAGCAUUGGACUGGCUGCCUUUAUCCUGACUGAUAGCAAGGUAUCGCCGACAUUUUCACUUAUAGGAGUUGCAAUGAUAUCAACGGCUCUACUUUUUGAUGCGAUCAUCGGCAAUGUGCAAGAGAAAGCAAUGAGAACCCACGGCACCCCAAACUCUGAAAUUAUGAUUUUCUCGUACUCCAUCGGUUCUGUGACCCUGUUUUUCAUCUUGGCUGCAAUGCAGAAUUUGAUCCCAGCUGUCAAGUUUUGGGCUCGGAAUCCGGUGGAGACUUAUGGCUAUGCCGCCAUAUUUUCACUCCUGGGCUAUUUUGGUGUCCAGUUGGUUCUCACACUCAUCAGCAUAUCCGAUGCCUUUAUCACCGUGGUUGUUACAACUUGCCGCAAGGCCAUAUCCAUCAUUCUCUCAUUCAUGCUGUUUGCCAAGCCAUUCUCAUUCCAGUACGUCUGGUCAGGUGCACUCGUGCUUUUGGGAGUGUACCUUCAUGCCUACAGCAAAAAGCUUGCAAAGCAGCCACUACUUCCCGUCGUCAACCGGGAGAGACAAUCUUCAUGACCGUGAUUGCAGUAGCUGAUAAUCAAAAUAUCUAGUCGAAGUAGUGCAAGAAACUGUUUUACUAAUGGUGCGUGAGCCAUUUACACAUGGACUGGUGUUUUACACUACAAUGCCGUGAUCUGUGCAAGAGCUCAAAUGUUAAGCAAAUGCUUUUAUUUACUGCAUGUCAUUCUUUUGUCCCUCUACAUGCUUUCACUGUCUGCUAGUGCUUAGCUUAACGAAAGGUAUGAUUUGAAUAGGA